UGUAUCUUUGGAAGCAUACAUAUAUAGUUCAUUUAAAAUUUCAUAGGAUAUAGAGUGACACGGAUUGAGGAAAUAAGAUAGAAACAAAACUAAGGUUAUUAGAAAAUGGAUUUCAAAAAAUUAAUUCUAAUGAUUUGGAUUGCAUCAGUUCGAUCCGGUCGUCGACUCAUUGGUUAUGAGUUUAGAAGAGAGAGUCCAAUUGGACAGAAACAGUGUUUAAAACUGUGUUCUGUUCAUACUGAUUGUCUCUCGAUCAAUUUUAGUAAAAAUCAACUAUUGUGUGAGUUGAAUUCACAGUCAGAGACCGCUACAGUCAAAGUUAUGGAAAAUACCAGCGAAACGGACGAUUUUAUUUAUAUCUCCAGGAAUUCUUUUUCACAGGAAACCAUUUCUUUGGCCGGAGCUUGUGGCAAUACACCGUGUCCUUUGGGUCAGAGUUGUAUUUCCUCAACCACGGGAGGACAUUCUUGUACUGUAUCAAGAUGUUUUGGAGAGCCCCAACCAGUGCGUUACGGUUAUAGCGCUAGUCUGCCCGGUAAUCUUCACAAUGGUGGAUUCUUUUCUCCAGAAAGCUACGUAGGAGAGAAAAGAAAUUAUACAUGCGCAAAUGGAACAGUUCCAGUCGGCGGAAAUCAGGUCACGUGUUUAGCGAAUGGCCAAUGGGAGAAACCACAAUUCAUAUGCCAAGUCUGCACCGAAACAAGUGACCCUAAGGGAGAGCAAUACUGGGGGACGGUGAACGUGACAGUAACCGGUAAAACUUGUCAGCGAUGGGAGACUACUACUCCGCAUAGCCAUAGUUUCCUUACUCUCGAGGAAAAUUUUUGCCGCAACCCUGACCAAACCAGUCGACCUUGGUGUUACACAGUUGAUCCGAGUGUUCGAUGGGAAUUGUGUGAAAUACCUGUUUGUACAUAGAUAACAAAAUUCAUGGUUUUGAAACAUCAUUAUCAAAAAUCCAAAUGUGAUCUUGACCUUCAGCAAUGUUACAACAGUGCUAGCAACAUAACUUGAACUUUAUUAAUAUACAUGUAUUAGACUGAGUACUAUCCUUUGAUGCCAUCUACAAUAAGAAUAAGGUUUGAAAGAACAAAACGACUCCUGUGAUUGUCUUAAUGAUAGGUAACCCAAUUAUCCACAUACUGAAUUAUACUAGAAGUUAACUAAAGGAAAAUCGAAAAUUAAACUUUAUAGAGAACACUGUGCGGGAUAAUUAAGCCACUGCAAGGUGACAUUUUUGCACUUGCUUAAGAUACAGUUUCCUAAAACUUCAUACACAUGUUUAGGUAUUCCGAACGAGGGACCUUUGUCUAGAAAUUAUAUAAGCACUUUUGUCUUUUGUGUAUUUCACCUGAUAGGUGAGAUAAAGAUAUUUACUAUUCAAAAUAAUUAACCAUAGGAGAACAAAUUUUCCUAUAGGAAAUAUUCAAACUCGAAUAGGAUUUUUAAAAAAUCUUGUAGGACAUAAAUUUUCUAUAAGAAAAAGGUAAUUUUUAGUGGGAUUUUUAUUCAGACAAGCAAUUUUCUUAUAGGAAAUUAAGAUUUCCUAUUGGAUUUAAAACCCUUUUAGAGUUUUGUUCAAAUCAUAUCGGAAUUUUAAUUCUUAUAGAAAAUACUCUAUAUUUAAAUGGUUUUCUCUCUUUGAAAAGGUGUUUUCCUGUAUGAAUUUUUUAAAGGUAAGUAUUUCACCUAACAGGUGAGAUAAAAUGAUAAAGGUGGAUAAAAUAUCCUUAAGCAGUGGUUUUUCAUAUGGCAUAUAUUCAUUUUUGAAUUUUUCGAUAUAUUAAGCUUAGACAGGUGCAAUUGCUACCUUGGCAUUGGCAUAAUUAUCCAGCACAGUGUUAAAGGCAAAAAGCAAAUGGCGUAUUCACAAAUAUUUUUAAUUUGUUCUAAUCAUCACAUUAGUAAUCAUCUCUAAGCUUUUAAAGAUGGUCCUGGAGUGGAUUUAAGAUUAUCUGAUGUAAAUUUUAAAUUGCACGAAGGCAUAAUCUUAGCGUAGACUCCAUAUUUGUUGAAAUGGAAAUGGAUGUCAAAAUUCAGAGAACGUUAUACAUAUAUAAGCGCUUGAUUAGUUAAUCAUUCGUCCUAAAUAUCAUUCCAAACG
Molecule: messenger RNA, 2104 nt
Organism: Magallana angulata
Lineage: Eukaryota; Metazoa; Mollusca; Bivalvia; Ostreida; Ostreidae
Product: plasminogen-like
Exons: 5
Coding region: 106-918 (270 amino acids)
Molecular function (GO): endopeptidase activity; signaling receptor binding
Source: RefSeq, a predicted model, not a curated record